AUGGUCGUGACUGUUGCCACAGUUCACCAGUCCUAUUGCCCUGUACAUCAAUUUUGGUAUCUCGUCCAAGAAAUGACUCAACGAUUAUGUCCACAACAAUGCUCGAUGGCAACAACUUCAAAAUACAAGCUCGAGGAUGAGCUUCUUCAAGGAAUGAAGAUGUCGGGAAUCAUCCAGCCCACCAGACAGAUGUUGGGUGUGUGUGCUCCGCUGGCAUGA
Strongylus vulgaris is the source of this 219-nucleotide messenger RNA. Lineage: Eukaryota; Metazoa; Nematoda; Chromadorea; Rhabditida; Strongylidae. The record is from the annotation of a GenBank genome assembly.